AUCUGGGCCGCUCACUUCGGGCGAGUAUGAAGCAGCAGAAAAUCUUCUAUGGCGCCAGGCGCAGGUGGAUGCGUAUCCAGACGAAUAUGCUGCACUCGAGCAGAGCCGAGAAUCUAAUAUUCAAACUGCAAUGGCGAAGUCAAGUCCGUUGUACAAGCUUUCACCUUACUUAGACGAAUACGGAGUGAUAAGGAUGAACAGCAGAAUUGGGGCUGCCCCUAAUACCCCAUUCGAAGCUAAGUAUCCUAUCAUUCUACCUCAACAACACCGCCUCACGAAACUUCUUAUUGACAGCUAUCAUCGACGUUAUUUACACGGAAACAACGAGACUGUAGUCAACGAGAUGCGUCAAAGGUUCUUCAUCAGUGGACUUCGAACCCAGGUCAGAAAGGUCGGCGCAGAGUGUCCAACUUGCAUCGUUGAGAAAGCUAAGCCACGGCCGCCAAUGAUGGCCCCGCUUCCCCGAGUUCGACUUACUCCAUUCGUCAAGCCUUUCUCCUUUGUUGGCGUGGAUUACUUCGGUCCCCUGUUGGUCAAGCAAGGUCGCAGCCUUGUAAAACGUUGGGUAGUACUUUUCACCUGCUUAACUAUCCGAGCAGUACACCUCGAGAUAGCACACAGUUUGACAACGAGUUCUUGUAUUCUGGCAUUUCGACGUUUCAUCGCACGUAGAGGUUCACCCGUAGAAAUUUACUCAGACAAUGGAACCAAUUUCCAGGGAGCGAAUAACAUCCUUAUGAUCCAGCUACAGCAAAUCCAUCAAGCUUGCGCAGUAACGUUCACAAACUCCAACACACGUUGGAAUUUUAAUCCACCGGCUGCUCCUCACAUGGGAGGUUCAUGGGAGCGGAUGGUCCGAUCAAUCAAAGUGGCCAUGGAAAGGAUUUCGAAACACCCUCAAAACCCUUGCGACGAGGUUCUGGAGACAGUAGCUAUGGAAGCAGAAUCGAUAGUCAACUCCAGGCCUCUCACAUACAUACCUCUAGAAACAGUGAAUUCUGAAGCGCUCACUCCUAACCACUUUCUGAUGUACGGCGAACGUGGCAUCAUUCAACCAAUCAGUUUGGCUGAACCGGAAGGAACUAUUCUUAGAGACAGUUGGAAACUAUCCCGAAAUUUGGUAGAUAUGUUCUGGAACAGAUGGGUUCGUGAAUAUUUGCCCACAAUAACCCGGAGAACAAAAUGGUUCACGCCGGUGAAACCCUUAGAGCCAGGAGAUCUAGUACUGGUAGUAGAUGAAAGUAAAAGAAAUGGAUGGGUCCGAGGACGCAUCUUGAGCGUCGUGAAAGCCGCUGAUGGACAAGUACGAAAAGC
Molecule: messenger RNA, 1314 nt
Organism: Uranotaenia lowii
Lineage: Eukaryota; Metazoa; Arthropoda; Insecta; Diptera; Culicidae
Exons: 1
Biological process (GO): DNA integration
Molecular function (GO): nucleic acid binding
Source: RefSeq, a predicted model, not a curated record